CCUCGCGGCUCACCGCGGUUUUAUUAACGUUAACGGUAUAAAAAAUACUGCUUCUGUUUGUAGCUGUGCUAAAUUAGCUGAGUGCUAGCAGGCUAACGCUGUGCUCUGAUGGAAACAGAAGCGUCAGAUUCUCAUGAUGUCGAGCGGGCUCAGAGGUUCUGGGCUGAGCAGGACCUGGAUCUGGUCUUUAGCUCCGUGUCUUCGUACCUGGACCACCUGAAGCGAGUCCUGAAUAAGAACACAGCGACGGACAAAGAGCUGGUUCAGGCGUUGAAGCUGCUCGAGUGUCUGGACCUGUGUCCGUCUGUCCCGGCUCAGGACCUGUGUCCGUCUGUCCCGGCUCGGGACCAGUCUGUGGUCCAGGUGGUCAUCGGCGCAGAUGAGCUGCAACCUGACUCCUCCCACCACAGUCCCUCCCCCCCCCCUGCUGCCUCUAAUGGUGUGAGUGGUCCAGCAGCGCCCCCUGCAGACAGACAGCAGCCGCUGCCUCCGCUGGUCGCCGCCCACACGUGCAGCAAGACCUGCCUGCCCAGUUUACCCAGCAUGCCUCAGUCCACGCCUCCGUUCUGGGGUCAGAACCCUCUGAUGGUGCCGCUGCUCUGUGGCUUCACCAGACUGAGCGCCACGCCGUCUCCUCGCAGUGGAGGGGCGGAGCCUACGCUUCCGGAAGAUGUUGUUUACCGAGCGCCGUGUGGAAAGAGCCUCUGUAACCAUGACGACGUGAUGCAGUUCCUGUUGGGGACGGAAACAUACGACGUCCUGCAGGUGGACUUCUUCACCUUUAACCCCACGGUGCAGUUGGACCCGCCCACGCCAGCGGGCCCGCGGCGUCCGGAGCUGGACCUGAGCCGCGGCACGGAGCCGACGCCAGUGGAGCUGUGCCCGGGCGACGACGGCGCUCUGCCCGCCGACUUCCGUUACCGUAGAGACCGCUGGCCUCACGGCUGCUUCCUGAGCCGAGGCCCCCUGCUGUUCAACGCCUGCUGCGACUGCACCGACGGCUGUGGCGACGCACGCCGCUGCGCCUGCGCCGCACUGACCAGAGGAGGGCGCCACUACGCCCACCACAGGCUGACCCAGCCCGUCCCCUCAGGUGUGUAUGAAUGUGGUCCGUGGUGCGGUUGCAACCGCGCUCGUUGUCAGAACCGUGUGGUCCAGCGUGGAAUCCGAGUCCGCCUCCAGGUUUUCCAGACUGUGGAUCGUGGCUGGGGAGUGCGUUGCCGUGACGACCUGGAGCGUGGCACCUUUGUGUGUAUCUACGCAGGUUUGAUCCUGCAGCGCGUGGCGGCGCCCGCCGAGCCCCCGCCCCCCAAACUGGUGCGCUGCGACCUGCCGUCAGACGACGAGGUGGAGGUCGUCACCGAGUGGCUGGCUCCACCCGUCCUGGAGGCCCGGAGCAACCUGGUCGAGACCCCGCCCACCUCGCCACCCCUGCACGUCCCGGUGAUCCAGAGGCCGAGCGACGCCGGCGCACAGACGCUGGGACCUGCUGCACCAGCGCCACCUUCAGGUCACAUCAGCACUAACAUGGCGGACGGAGGUGACAGAAGUGACCCGUGGAAGCGCGGCGUGAAGCGAGUGGCGGCGCCGGACCACGUUUACUUUCUGGACGCCAGCAGAGAAGGAAACGUGAGCCGCUUCUUCAACCACAGCUGUCAAUCAAACCUCUUCAUCCAGAACGUGUUCAUCGACUGCCAUGACCCCGCCUUCCCUGUCCCCGCCUUCUUCACCAGCAGCGUGGUGAAAGCCGGUUCUGAGUUAACGUGGAACUACUGUGACGACGCUUUAACGUCCUCGCUGCAGAAACAGGAAGUGGCGUGUCUGUGCGGCAGUGACGGUUGCCGGGGCAACUUUAUCAUCGAGGACAACCUGUGUGACAUGUGCGAGGUCAAAGGUCAUGGAGCCACUGAUUAAACCAGGUGCAGACAUCUUCUACUGUUACUCUGCUGCUCUUUUUCUAAAUAAAUCACUUUUUUAACGAAUAAAGAAAUCAAUUGGACUCUUAUUUUGAAAGGUUAAUUUAAGUGGUGGUGUUGUGGUUUUUUUCCAUUCAUUUUUUGUUUUUUUGGCAGAAGAAAGCCUAGUAUCAUAAAACUUUUACUUUGAAAAGCUGUAUGUGAGGUUUCCCAAGAUGACUUCCUGUUGGGAGUAUUACUGUUGCCAUUAGAACAGAUGCAACUUCCUGUUGGACAAUGACUUUUGUUUUGAAAUGUUUCACAAAAUAACUUCCUGUUGGAGUUUUUUUUUUCUUGUUUAUUGAUGACGAUUGAGCUUUUAUUUUGUAAUUCUGUAACUGCUUAAAACUAAAAUAACUUCCUGUUGAGGGUUUCGCA
Molecule: messenger RNA, 2333 nt
Organism: Solea solea (common sole)
Lineage: Eukaryota; Metazoa; Chordata; Actinopteri; Pleuronectiformes; Soleidae
Gene: setdb2
Product: SET domain bifurcated histone lysine methyltransferase 2
Exons: 11
Coding region: 109-1914 (601 amino acids)
Biological process (GO): heterochromatin organization; negative regulation of gene expression
Cellular component (GO): nucleus
Molecular function (GO): zinc ion binding; DNA binding; histone H3K9 methyltransferase activity
Source: RefSeq, a predicted model, not a curated record